This is a messenger RNA of Xiphias gladius (swordfish), 887 nucleotides long. RefSeq names its product S-phase kinase-associated protein 1 (gene skp1). Gene Ontology annotation, biological process: SCF-dependent proteasomal ubiquitin-dependent protein catabolic process. The transcript is spliced from 6 exons. The coding region runs from base 178 to 669 and encodes 163 amino acids. Gene Ontology annotation, molecular function: cullin family protein binding. The record is from RefSeq and is a predicted model, not a curated record. Lineage: Eukaryota; Metazoa; Chordata; Actinopteri; Istiophoriformes; Xiphiidae. Gene Ontology annotation, cellular component: cytoplasm; nucleus.
ACCCCUUUCCCGCCCCCUUCCAGCAUCUGACAAAGCGACCGUCAGCCUCCGGGCGGCAGGCUCACCAGGUUGAUCCAGAGACUUCCAGCCACUGUUCGGUCCCUCCGCUUCUGUCAGGCCCUGCUGUUGACUACAGAGGAGUUUCACCUCUGGAUCGGACUUAAAACGUUAGCGAUAAUGCCCACAAUAAAACUACAGAGCUCCGAUGGGGAAAUCUUCGAAGUGGAUGUUGAGAUAGCCAAACAGUCUGUCACCAUCAAGACCAUGUUAGAAGAUUUGGGAAUGGAUGAUGAAGGAGAUGAUGACCCAGUUCCACUCCCUAAUGUGAAUGCUGCCAUCCUCAAGAAGGUGAUUCAGUGGUGUACUCAUCACAAAGAUGAUCCUCCUCCUCCUGAGGAUGAUGAGAACAAGGAGAAGAGGACAGAUGACAUUCCCGUGUGGGACCAGGAGUUCCUCAAAGUGGACCAAGGCACCUUGUUUGAACUCAUUCUGGCCGCCAACUAUUUGGACAUCAAAGGCCUGUUAGAUGUCACUUGCAAGACGGUGGCCAACAUGAUCAAAGGCAAAACCCCUGAGGAGAUCAGGAAGACUUUCAACAUCAAAAAUGAUUUCACAGAGGAAGAAGAAGCCCAGGUACGCAAAGAGAACCAGUGGUGUGAAGAAAAGUAAAGGGGAAGAUCCUGCCAACACUACCACACUGAAAAGGAUUGUCCCUGCUAACUGGUUGCACUGGCGUUGUUCAUACUUGUGAAUAUUUACAUUUAGUAUAUUUAGAGCCACAUGCCCCCCGUCCCCUUUACUCAAUUUCUGUAUACCAGUAGCAUGACCAUUUUAACUUGCCUCUGUGGUGUUAUUUAAGUAAAGGAGCUCUUUUCCGUUUCGACACA